AAAGGUGUCAUGAAAUACCACAAAAGUUGUCGCUUAUUGCUCAUUGUUGCAAUAUUGAUUGUUGAAGUUAUUAGUGAAUAAUGACUAAAUUUUAGUCUGUUCCUCAGACAAAGCUAUUGCUUGACCUCAUAUGACAAGAAUUUAUCUUGUGUGUUCCAAUGAAUAAAUAAAGUCAUACAGGUUUGCAAUAACAUGAGGAUUACAGAUUCUGCACUAAAUAAAUCAUUUUCUUUAAAGCACAAGAUGCUAUUUAUAACAUUCUCAAAUCAUGCUGGAAAACAUGAACGCUAGAUUUUACACAAAAUGAAUUAAUUCAUCCAUACAAUCACUGAAUUGUUCCUUAUUUCAGGAGGUUUCUUCUGAGGACCCAUCCUUAAGUCUUAGGUGCGUAAACACCUGUGUGAUUACAUUAUAAUUCAAAUGAAACCGAUUGCUCACUUUUCUUCUAAGACUGCCUUUCAUCUUCCCACAGCCCUUUCCAUGUUUCUAAGUAAAUGUUGUUGUUGCAGAGAGAUUGUGGGGCAGGCGCUGACAUGCUCAUGUUCUCAAUCGUAAGCUACUUUUUUCAAGGAACAAUGAGAUCCACUCCCAUUCCUGAAUGAAACUGUAGUAGGUUUAUAUCAUCAGCACCAAGAUUUUCCUGAGGAAUAAUAACUGACAACUCUGACAUGAAUGGAUGAUGCAGGAUAAGUGAACGGUAGACAUCGCGCAGUCAUCAUUUCUACUAAAACACCAGUUGUUAUCAAUGACUUCCUCAUUCCCUCCUAAUUCCACCCUCAGCCCAACAUCCACCUCAGAGCUCCACUGCCCUCUUCUGCAAACAAUGAGCUCUCACACCUUAAACAAAGACACAGGUGUGAACUUGGCAGUGGUAAGCAUCCACGGUGUGGUAUCCACUCUGGGGAUCCUGGAAAACGGACUGGUGCUGUGGGUGCUUGGUUUCCGUCUUCGUCGCAAGACGGUUGCUGCAGUAUGGGUCCUCAAUCUGGCGUUGUCGGACUUCCUAACCACGCUAACCUUGCCGCUUUUCACUCAUUACCUAUUGAUGAACCACAGCUGGGAGUUGGGCGGCGCUUUGUGUGCAGCCCAGGCCUCCAUUUUUUUCCUCAACAUGUUUGUCUCUGCCUUUCUACUGGCUGUGAUAUCAUUGGACCGUUGUUUGUUGGUGACUAAGCCUGUUUGGACUCAGAACCAUCGUACUGUGUCGGCAGCGUGGAAGAUCUGCGGUCUAGGAUGGGCUUGGGCAGCUGUUAAUGCACUUCCGUAUUUCAUGUUCCGUUCAGUUGUGGAAAAGAAGGAUGGCCGCAAACUCUGCUAUCACAAUUUUGCACUCUAUUCCUCCUCAAACACAUUGCACAGAGACUGUAAGCUGCGUCAGGCAGCGACGGCAGUGUCCAAAGUCUUGCUGGCCUUUGUUGUACCUCUGAUUGUCAUCGCCAUCAGUUACACUUCCAUUUUUCUUGAACUGCGAGCUCGCAGAAAGAGGCUUGAAAGUCGACGGCAGGGUGUGAACAAUGGCAAACUGAGAUCCUUUAAAUUCUUCCGCAGCCUGUCUUCAGCAGGCAGACAAAACAGGGUUCGACUCUCGGAAAGUUUCAUGAAGAUGGUCGCCUCAGUGAUCGCAACCUUUAUUCUCUGCUGGGUGCCCUACCACGUCUUCUGCUUGCUGGAGGUGACGGCUCAGUACAAGACAGAGAUUGUGGAGCUUGUGGAGGUCUACUUACCUGUCGCGACAACAUUCUCCUUCCUGAACUCUGUAUUGAACCCAAUUAUCUACACUUUUAGCUGUCCAAACUUCUCCACUCGAAUCCGCCAAAGUUUGGGGGCUCUUUUCGAGGGGCUGGUGGAGGAAGCUGGACCCAUAAUAUGGGUUACAGAAAGAAUGAGGAGGAAAGAUUCAUUGUUCCCCUCUUCACCCAGUUCUCCCAACCCCACCAGAGUCACUCGCGUCCAGCAUGGCAUGCAGGGCUCCAUCAACCUCUUUGGCCCCACAAAUGAGGGAGAGAGGGAUGACAAAAUGUGACUUUAUCAUGUGGAAUAUCAUAUCCUGAAAUUGGCGACUAUUUAAUGUUAACUACUAAUUAAUGUUUCUGAGUGAACUACAGUCUACCAACCAGAUGUCACAAUCAUGGGAUGGCCUUAUAAGCUUUUAUCUUUUCUGCAUCUCUUUGCUGCACUGGGUGUAAUUUGAGCUAUAGUCAUGUUGGA
Molecule: messenger RNA, 2208 nt
Organism: Cyprinus carpio (common carp)
Lineage: Eukaryota; Metazoa; Chordata; Actinopteri; Cypriniformes; Cyprinidae
Product: prostaglandin D2 receptor 2
Biological process (GO): positive regulation of cytosolic calcium ion concentration; complement receptor mediated signaling pathway; phospholipase C-activating G protein-coupled receptor signaling pathway
Cellular component (GO): plasma membrane
Molecular function (GO): complement receptor activity; G protein-coupled receptor activity
Source: RefSeq, a predicted model, not a curated record